AUGGCAAAGAGGACUGUGUCACUGCUGCAACUACUGGUCUUGGUGUAUGGGGUUUAUGUUCCAGCUUCAGCACAAGUCUGCAGACGGCUUGGUCAGCCUGUCCUCCCUCUACUUUCUGCACAAAAAUAUAUCAAUAUUGGGGCAGUUUUGUCAUUCCACAGAAGUGCUCUGUUAAAGAUGCAUAACUUCACUUCCAAACCAGAACCAACAACAUGUGGCAGCUUCAACUUGCGUGGGUUUAAAUUUGCUCAGACACUGAUUUUUGCUAUUGAGGAGAUAAAUAAUAGCACACACCUGUUACCUGGUGUUUCUUUGGGCUAUAAUAUAUAUGAUUCCUGUAGCUCUAUAGCUCAAACUAUUCUUUCAAGCAUGUCUUUGAUGAAUGGUUAUAAACAGACUUUGAGUGAUACAUCCUGCUCUAGACCACCAGCUGUUUAUGCCAUUAUUGGAGAGUCAAACUCCUCUCCCACCAUAGCACUGGCUUCAGUAGUUGGUCCUUUCAGCAUACCUGUUAUCAGUCAUUUUGCCACAUGUGCUUGCUUGAGUGACAGAAAAAGAUAUCCAUCCUUCUUCAGAACAAUCCCCAGUGAUUAUUACCAAAGCAGAGCACUGGCUCAGCUUGUAAAGCACUUUGGCUGGACUUGGGUCGGGACGGUCAGGAGUCGUGGAGACUAUGGUAAUAACGGCAUUGCAGCAUUUGAGGAGGCUGCAAAACAAGAGGGGGUUUGUAUUGAAUAUUCAGUGGCCAUAUUAAGCACUGAUCCAAAAGAGCAGUUUCUGAAGACACUAGAAGUGAUAAAGAAGGGUACCGCCAGGGUGGUGGUGGCUUUUGUUGCAUUAGGAGAUUUUAUUCCCCUCCUGAAAGUAAUGGUGCAACACAACAUCACAGGGCUGCAGUGGGUUGGGAGUGAAUCCUGGAUCACUUCUCGAACUCUUGCAGAAACAAAGGAGUACAGUUUUCUUUCUGGAGCUUUGGGUUUUGCAAUAGCAAAUGCCAAACUUAUGGGCCUGCGAGAGUUCCUAGUGAAUGUGCACCCUGACCAAGAACCAAACAAUGACAUUUUAAAAGAAUUCUGGGAAACAACUUUUCAGUGCUCUUUCAGGACCACUGAUAGUGGUGCCUGUACUGGCUCAGAAAAACUGGCAGAGCUGCAAAAUGAAUAUACUGAUGUAUCUGAGCUACGAAUAGCAAAUAAAGUGUACACUGCAGUGUAUGCUGUUGCACAUACACUACAUAACGUAUUAAAGGACUUGAAAUCCUCCACCAACAGUAGCACAAAAGAACAACCCACACCACAAAAGAUGUUGGCGUAUAUGAGGGAUGUGAGAUUCACUGUUAAAACAGGUGAAGAAAUUGUAUUUGAUGCAAGUGGUGAUCCAGUGGCGAGAUAUGACCUGGUGAACUGGCAGCCUGCUGGAAAUGUAGGUCUGCAGUUUGAGCAUGUGGGAGUGUAUGACAGCUCACUGUCUUCAGAACAACGUCUUCAGGUCAAUCAGGAACGUGUCUUAUGGGCAAGAAACAUUGGACAGUUGCCUGUGUCUGUGUGCAGUGAGAGCUGCCCCCUUGGCACUAGGAAGGCUGUGCUAAAAGGACAACCUAUCUGCUGUUAUGACUGCAUUCCAUGUGCAGAGGGAGAAAUCAACAAUGCAACUGAUUCUAAUGACUGUUUUCCUUGUGAUUUGGAGUACUGGUCGAAUGAAAGCAAAGACAAAUGUGUAUUAAAAGUCGUUGAAUUUCUUUCCUAUACAGAAAUCAUGGGGAUGGUGCUUUGUAUUUUCUCCUUCUUUGGGGUGUUAUUAACAGCAAUAGUAUCUUUUCUGUUUUAUCUUCAUAAAGAAACACCUAUUGUCAGAGCAAACAACUCAGAGCUGAGCUUCUUGUUGCUCUUCUCGCUCUCACUGUGUUUUCUCUGUUCACUUACUUUCAUUGGUCGGCCCACUGAGUGGUCCUGUAUGUUACGUCACACAGCAUUUGGGAUCACUUUUGUCCUCUGUAUCUCCUGUGUUCUUGGGAAAACAAUAGUAGUCUUAAUGGCUUUCAGGGCUACACUUCCAGGAAGUAAUGUCAUGAGAUGGUUUGGGCCUCUUCAACAGAGACUCAGUGUUGUUUCCUUAACGUUAAUACAGGUGAUUAUCUGUGUACUUUGGUUAACAACAUCCCCCCCUUUCCCAUACAUGAAUUUGAGCUAUUACAGAGAAAAGAUCAUCCUUGAAUGUAACUUAGGUUCAGCUGUUGGAUUCUGGGCUGUUCUGGGUUAUACUGGCCUGCUAUCAAUCUUGUGUUUUGUUCUUGCUUUUUUUGCUCGGAAGCUCCCUGAUAACUUCAAUGAAGCCAAGUUCAUUACAUUCAGUAUGCUCAUAUUCUGUGCUGUCUGGCUCACAUUUAUUCCAGCUUAUGUCAGUUCUCCUGGAAAAUUUACUGUAGCUGUACAAAUAUUUGCUAUUUUAGCUUCAAGUUUUGGUUUACUAUUUUGCAUAUUUACACCAAAAUGUUACAUCAUUUUAGUAAAACCAGAUAAAAAUACAAAAAAACAAAUGAUAGGGAAGUCUACAUAA
This is a messenger RNA of Onychostoma macrolepis, 2556 nucleotides long. RefSeq names its product extracellular calcium-sensing receptor-like. The coding region runs from base 1 to 2556 and encodes 851 amino acids. Gene Ontology annotation, biological process: G protein-coupled receptor signaling pathway. Gene Ontology annotation, molecular function: G protein-coupled receptor activity. Gene Ontology annotation, cellular component: membrane. The transcript is spliced from 6 exons. The record is from RefSeq and is a predicted model, not a curated record. Lineage: Eukaryota; Metazoa; Chordata; Actinopteri; Cypriniformes; Cyprinidae.